ACUGUAAUCAUAUGAUUGGGAGUCGAUCUUCGCUGCAGAAUACCGACACUCUGGGCGGACAUAGGCUGAGGAUCCGGGGCGGAGGACACACCAUCACCAUUGUAGAUUUGUAGCCGCCAGACAAGUGCUUGGAGUCGGUGAAAGUGUCAAACAGAGCCAAACUCCCCCCAUUAAGGAACUUUUCCCAAACUCUGGAGAGACUUGGACAGAGGGGGGCCGUUGGGGAAAAGAAGGGUCACACACACACUAGAAACCGAAGGACAGUCGAUUUAACCCAACGACAGAGGCUGAGGUUUGAGAUUUACACGCCUGAUAGAGAAGUGGUCAGCGGGUCGCGGCCGGUGGAAUCCCCAGGGUCCUUACAUUGCUUGGCGGGGCGUGUGUCUCCUCUCCUCCCCUCUCUUUCUUUCUUUCUUUUCUUAUAAUUUCUCAAUAAGUUUUUUUUUUCCGCCUUAGUUGGGCUAAUCUUUUGUUGAAGCUAAAGUCAUGGUCGGGGAGACAGAGGUGAAGGAGAGACCCAAGUCCAACCCGGACUAUCUAAUGCAGCUGAUGAACGACAGGAAGGUGAUGAGCUCCCUGCCCAACUUCAGCGGCAUCUUCACGCAUCUGGAGCGGCUGCUGGAUGAAGAAAUCGGCAGGGUACGCAAAGACAUGUACAACGACACACUGAACGGCGGCAUGUUCAACGGCCGGGACAUGGAGGAGCUCCCGGAACCUAUCGGCCCGGUGGCUCAGCUGCAGGAGAAGCUCUACGUGCCCGUCAAAGAGUAUCCUGACUUCAACUUUGUCGGGAGGAUCCUGGGCCCUCGCGGUCUGACGGCCAAGCAACUGGAGGCAGAGACAGGAUGCAAGAUUAUGGUGCGAGGGAAAGGCUCCAUGAGAGACAAGAAGAAGGAGGAGAUGAACCGAGGGAAGCCCAACUGGGAGCACCUGAGCGAGGACCUCCACGUCCUGAUCACAGUUGAGGACACACACAACCGGGCCAAGAUCAAGCUGCAGAGGGCCAUCAGUGAGGUCAAGAAACUUCUCGUGCCCGCUGCUGAGGGGGAGGACAACCUGAAGAAAAUGCAGUUGAUGGAGCUCGCCAUCCUCAAUGGGACCUACAGAGACGCCAAUGUCAAGACACCCACCGCCGCCUUCCCACUAGGGACCCCUCAGGCGCCUCGCAUCAUCACAGGGCCGACACCCGUGCUGCAUCCGAGCCAGCGCAACCCCGCCCCCGUCUCCACGCCGACCCUCAUGCCACUGAUUCGUCAGAUCCAGAGCUCCGCCCUCGUGCAAGGAGGUAACCCACACCCGGCGCUGGUGCAGCAAGGGCCCGAAUCUGGAAUCAUCUACACACCCUACGAGUAUCCCUACACACUUACACCCUCCAUAUUGGAAUACCCAAUUGACUCAACUGGAGUCUUAGGUAUGGCUUUCCCAACCAAAGGCUAAGCGAUAGCAACCCUCCUUCCUAGCACACACAUGGACUGGCUUGCAGAAAGAACCCCCCCCUCUCCCCCUACCCCCAAAACAUACUUGUCCCACAGAGCAAACACUCAAAGUUUGCCAUUCUUUAGGAUGAUAGGCUCUUUGACAGUCAUUCAAGUAGUCAAGUGUCCAUUCCUGUUCAUUUCCUCUUUGUAUUAGCAGACUAGCGUUGUGGUGUGACAGCUAUUUAACUUGUUUUAAUAGUUCAGCUUCCGCUUAUAUUUUUAACACAUUUUUAGUAAACCUAUAGAUGUUAUAGUGCUGCUGUUUGUGAUUUAAUAUAUGUUAAAGCUUAUCUUGAUCACAGAGCUAUAGCGUGAUUUUUACUUACAGCCGAUGUUGAAUCUACUAGUCGAGCUUAGUCAGUGAUUAGUGGUUUUGAUUAAUACUUUCUGAAGAAAACAGAAGACCACAAAGCAGCAAAAAUGUUGUCUCUUGUAGCGAGAAGUGAGACAUUUUUGUUUUGUAUUCACCUUCAGCCUUGAACUCUUGGUAAAUCUGGUUUCACUGAUGUUGGUGCCAUGGGUGGACUGUUUGAUGUCUUUCUGAUGAGUAACCGUCUGUGUUCUGUUUUGGGGCGAUGUUAAUGGCUGUUAGCAGGUGCCAUGACUACUAAGGUACGACGCCACGACAAGAGAAUCCAUCCUUACCAAAGGGUAGUGACCACAGACAGAGGUUAGUUAGCUCACCAGCCACUUUAUGUGUAUGUGUGUGUGUUAGUGUGUGUGCAUGCAGACCAAUGGACCAAUUUCAGUUGACAUGUGUCUGUAACACGGCAUGCCUUAAAAAGAGGGAGACAUAACUGUAUCGGGGGAGGAGGUUUCACGCUGAAGCAGCGGCAGUGCAAAAUGUGAAACAGUAUUUGUUGCAGUGAAAGUGAAGUAAGUGAGCAGAUUGGGAGGAACCAUGUUAGAGGUCACAGCUGCAGCAGUUAUCGUUGCUUGCCUGUUAGAUAAAGUGGACGGCUUACAGGCCAGGACCCUCUCAAUUAGAAUGGAUCACUCCAUUCAUGUGACUCAGUCCUUGUGACUCUGGAUUUGGAGUCCUCUCUCGGAAACUUUUUUUUGUCUUAGUCGUUGUUUAUCUCUUUAUUACUACUUUAAUCCUACAAAUACUGUGGGAAUAUUUUAUUUAUACCCAACAUCAUUCCAGUAGGUUUCCACAACUGCUAUUUUUUAUUAUUAUCAUUAUUAUUAUUAUUAUUAUUCUUAAUGAAAUCCUGUGUAAUGCCCAAUGACUAUAUUACACUUAAAGUAACAGUGAUUUUCUUUUUCUGAAGGUCAUUCAAUUCAAUAUGAUCUUCAGGUUUUACUACUAAAACACAGCGUGUGAUAACUACUGAAGUCUGUGUUACAAGCUCUUUUGUAUGAAAUACUGUUGUUUGUGGUCUUAUCAGUCGCCCACUGGACUUUAUCAUUGGGGCUGUUUACAUCAUUCAUACAUUUCCUAGCCAGAGUGGUGCUGUUACCAUGUAUUUAGCUGCAAAAUAAAUUUGUAUAUAGGGAUUUUAAGGAUUUAAGUGCUUUUAUGAAGCUUAUGGAACAAGAUCGCUUGGAAAUACUUGUAGUAUUAUUUUGUUUUUUUCUAGUUUUUUUUAGUUUGUAAAUUUUUUUUAUUUUUGUUUUUAUGGUAUGCUUUUUAUAGAUGAAGUGUCUCCAUGUAAACUUUAUUCAAAGUGUGUAGCUACUACUGUUUUAGUCACCACGAAGGUGGCAAUGAAGGCAGUGUUAUUCUCUGUGUAUUUAAGAUGAGGCAACCUUCUCGAUUCGCAGGCCUCGUGACUGUUAUAUGCAAUAGAAAUGGAAUAGCUAGCUACGAUGUGUGUGUGCGUUCGCGUGUGUAUGUGCGCGCGCGCGUGUGUGUGUGUAUGCUCGUGCGUGCAUGUGAGUGUCGGUGCUCUUGUUGUACACAAUGGACAAAAAAACACUAAAAGGCAAUAAAGAUGACUAUUGAAAAAAAAAAAAAACAUCUCAAAAGGAAACCAAAGCCUCUAAAUUCUUGUAGCUAGUCUGUCUAUUGUUAAAUUGUUUCUUAAGUUCUUCUAAAAUCACCAUCUCUUAACCUCUCAUCGCUGUCUCUUACGGCGCCUCUUUGCUUACUGUUGUCAUCAGGUGCUCUUCUAAUACUCCACAGCAGAUCAAUCAAACCAUAAUCAAUAAUCAGUUAAUCACUACUGUUAAUCACCAAGAUUUUAUGCCUGCUGCUAAACAAUACCUCUACUUGUCAGUAAGAGAGAGUAUUACUGAGGCCCAGACACAUUUCUUUGAACAUAAAGGUCAGUCUCUCACCCACAGAGAAACCAUGCUGUCCCCCUCUCUGUCCAUGGUUUCGCUGUCUUGUCUGUGUUAGACGUAGCCCGGCUAGCAUGAGUAGUAUUACUAUAGCAGCAGUCACACAAGAGGAGGAGUAUCUCCUUAAACGUAACCCUGCAAGCGCCUUCAUGAGCACAUAUGAGCGCCGCCGGUCAUUCUUUAUGUCAACACCUGGUGGUUGAUGUAAGUCCAUGUGAAUGGUCGUGGAGGGCUCAUGAAGGCGCUGUGCGGCUCCUAAUGUAAUACCCCUCAUGCUGUGUGACUGCAGUAGAUCUGCCUUGUUGUCAUCCUGACGCCACUAGCUGACACUAAUCUCUCUUCUAUCUUUUUUCUUUUUGUGUCCCCUUUUAUGUGCCCUUUUUGUUUCCUUUCCAUGUCUGUCCGUCUCUGUCCGUCUAA
This is a messenger RNA of Solea solea (common sole), 4184 nucleotides long. It is a transcript of the gene qki2, whose product is annotated as QKI, KH domain containing, RNA binding 2. Lineage: Eukaryota; Metazoa; Chordata; Actinopteri; Pleuronectiformes; Soleidae. The transcript has 7 exons. The record is from RefSeq and is a predicted model, not a curated record. Gene Ontology annotation, molecular function: mRNA binding. Gene Ontology annotation, biological process: regulation of mRNA splicing, via spliceosome. The coding region runs from base 487 to 1437 and encodes 316 amino acids. Gene Ontology annotation, cellular component: nucleus.